This is a messenger RNA of Jatropha curcas, 2544 nucleotides long. Its product is annotated as cytochrome b561 and DOMON domain-containing protein At3g25290. NCBI's taxonomy places the organism in Eukaryota, Viridiplantae, Streptophyta, Magnoliopsida, Malpighiales, Euphorbiaceae. The record is from RefSeq and is a predicted model, not a curated record.
GGCUUUAUUACAUUUUACAGUUUAACAAUGGCGCCUGCUCUAACAAUUACACUGCUUUCAUUAUAUGCAGCAGUAGUUUUGUUAAUCUCACCUGCACAUUGCCUGACCUGUGAGUCACAGAAAUUCAAAAACGGGAAAACUUUUGCCACCUGUGUUGAUCUUCCCAAACUCGCCGCCUUCCUUCAUUAUACUUACGACGCUUCCAACUCCUCUCUUGCAAUUGCUUACGUGGCAGCUCCGGCGGCGGAUGAAGGAUGGGUAGCAUGGGCUAUCAAUCCAAAAAAAGAAGGCAUGGUAGGAUCACAAGCUUUAUUAGCAUAUAAAGAGAAAGGCGCGCUUGUCGUUAAGACAUACGACAUAUCUUCUUACGUCGCUCCCUCUGUGUCUAAGCUGUCGUUUGAUGUCUGGGAUUUGAGUGCGGAGUCUCUGGACAAAAAUUAUGCAUUAUUUGCGACGGUUAAAGUGCCGGAGAAGGCUGAGACCGUUAAUCAGGUUUGGCAAGUGGGUCCGUCUGUUCGUGAAGAUGGAACGCCUGUACGGCAUGCGAUGAAUGACGGGAAUAUGAAUUCUAAAGGAGUUUUGAAGUUGGCUGAUGGUGCUGGAAAGAUUAGUGCAGGCGGUGGUGCUAGUGGACCGGCGGCUUCUGGACCAGAUGCUGCUUCGUCACCGUCGUCUUCGACGGGAACGGGAGGGACAACUUCUUCGUCGGAAACGGGAGGGACGGAUUCUGGAUCACCUGGUCCAAGCGGAGAGGAGACGGCUGGAGCUUGUAUGCUUCGGAAGUUGGGCUUGGCUUCUUAUAUGGGAGUAAUUGUUUUGUUUGGUGGUUUCUUUGUUGGAUUAAGGAGUUUGGGGCGAAAAAUGCCACGUAAAAAUCCAAAUUUGAUUUUAAAACUUGCGUUUCUUAAUUGGGCACAAAAUAAAAAAUAUUUUCUAAAUUAUAAUUCUUGCAGUAUAUCUAUCUCUCUGUUUCUCUUCGCAUUUUCAGGCCUUUUUGUCUUCUAUUUGUUCCCUUUUUACAUAUUCUGCCAAAGAUUUAGCACCAGGAAUUUAAGAAAGAAAAAGGUCUCAACAAUGGCUUCUCUUCGUUUCUGUGCUUUAAUUAUGGGGCUUUUCCUAUGGGUUUUUCUAAUCUCACCGGCGCAGUCGCAAACCUGUUCUUCUCAGAAAUUCACCGGCAAUGAUUUAUAUGCUCACUGUUUAGACCUCCCUAGGCUCACCGCUUAUCUUCACUUCUCUUACGAUUCAUCCAAUACUACUCUCACCAUCGCCUUCCUUGCUUCUCCUCCAUCAUCGGCAGGUUGGGGUUCGUGGGCCAUAAAUCCAACCGGGACAGGAAUGGCGGGAGCACAGGCGUUGGUGGCUUAUAAGAAUUCAAAAAGUGUUAUGACCGUUAAUACGUAUAAUAUCAGUUCUUAUACGUCUUCUUCGGUUGUGAAGUCGAAGUUGGCGUUUGAUGUGUGGGAUCAACGGGCGGAGGAGCAAGAUGGCCUUAUGAGGAUCUUUGCGAAGAUUAAGGUGCCGGCAGAUUUGGCGGCGAAAGGGACGGUGAAUCAGGUUUGGCAAGUUGGGCCUAGCGUUGAUGAUACAGGAGGUUUAACGCAGCAUGCCAUGAGUACCCCUAAUUUAAACGCUAAAGGUACCUUGGAUUUGAAAGGAGGACAGACUGCUGUUACCGGUGGAGUAGACUCCAAGACUAAAAAGAGAAAUAUUCAUGGAAUACUGAAUGCUGUGAGCUGGGGAAUUCUGUUUCCAACUGGAAUUAUAUUUGCAAGGUACCUGAGACCUUUCCAGUCUGCAGAUCCAGCAUGGUUUUAUCUCCAUAUUUCCUGCCAGGUUUCUGCCUAUGCUAUUGGAGUUGCUGGUUGGGCAACUGGCAUGAAACUUGGAAGUGAAUCCGAAGGCAUUCAGUAUAAUGCUCAUCGCAAUAUCGGAAUUACUCUUUUCGCUUUUGCAACAUUGCAGGUUUUUGCAUUGUUCUUGAGACCGAAAAAGGACCACAAAUAUAGAUUCUACUGGAAUAUAUAUCAUCACAGUAUUGGAUAUUCUGUACUCGUCCUUGGCAUUUUGAAUGUGUUUAAAGGUCUAGACAUCUUGCAUCCUGAACAGAAAUGGAAAUCGGCUUUCAUAACUGUGAUUUCUGUUUUGGGUGGUAUUGCAUUGUUGCUGGAAGUAAUUACUUGGAUUGCAGUAUUGAGAAGGUCUAACAAAUCAACCAAGCCCUACGACGGACAACAGCCAUGAUCGACCGAUUAAGACCAGCCUUCCUGGUAGAUCAUCAUUUGUAAAAUCCUUUGCUUAACUUAAGAUUUUACUGGGCCUGCCUCCUUUAUAAUGCCUUUUUUUAUCAAUUUUUUUUCCUUCUCGUUUGUAGCCUAUUUUACUUGAUAUAUUGUAAAAUGGUUUGGUCUUUACCCGGUACAGAUUUGUGUGUCUCAGUUUUACUUUUCCAUUAUGCUUUACAGUUAGGGUGUAACAAUUUAAGGCAUGAAUAUGCACUGAAAUGAAUUUAGAAGUGAAAUUGAUUUUUCUUCUUUUUGUUUA